This is a messenger RNA of Alexandromys fortis (reed vole), 3937 nucleotides long. RefSeq names its product fat storage inducing transmembrane protein 2 (gene Fitm2). Gene Ontology annotation, molecular function: coenzyme A diphosphatase activity. Gene Ontology annotation, biological process: lipid storage; phospholipid biosynthetic process; lipid droplet organization. The record is from RefSeq and is a predicted model, not a curated record. The transcript is spliced from 2 exons. Gene Ontology annotation, cellular component: endoplasmic reticulum membrane. NCBI's taxonomy places the organism in Eukaryota, Metazoa, Chordata, Mammalia, Rodentia, Cricetidae. Bases 88 to 876 code for a protein of 262 amino acids.
AGGCUGUCGGUGGCACCAGCCCGGGAGAAGGGCAAGACGGUGGCCGAGAGAGUUCCGGGAGGCGGACGGUGGCCGAGAAGGUCCGGCAUGGAGCACCUGGAGCGCUGCGCGUGGUUUCUCCGCGGGACGCUGGUGAGGGCGGCGGUGCGGCGCUACCUGCCCUGGGCGCUGGUGGCCGCCAUGCUGGCGGGCUCGACCCUCAAGGAGCUGUCCCCGCUGCCCGAGUGCUACCUCAGCAACAAGCGCAACGUCCUCAACGUGUAUUUUGUUAAAGUGGCCUGGGCCUGGACAGUCUGUCUCCUCCUGCCUUUCAUUGCCCUCACCAACUACCACCUGACGGGCAAGGCCGGCCUGGUCCUGCGGCGGUUGAGCACGCUGCUCGUGGGCACGGCCAUCUGGUAUGUCUGCACAGCCCUCUUCUCUAACAUUGAACACUACACAGGCAGCUGCUACCAGUCCCCAGCCCUGGAGGGCAUCAGACAGGAGCAUCGGAGCAAGCAGCAGUGCCACCGGGAAGGGGGCUUCUGGCAUGGCUUUGACAUCUCAGGCCACUCCUUCCUACUGACCUUCUGUGCACUCAUGAUCGUGGAGGAGAUGGCCGUUUUGGACGAGGUGAAGACGGAUCGCAGCCACCGCCUCCACACUGCCAUCACCACCCUGGUUGUCGCCCUAGGCUUUCUGACCUUCAUCUGGGUAUGGAUGUUUUUGUGCACAGCUGUUUAUUUCCACGACCUGAUCCAGAAGGUGUUUGGCACCUUUUUUGGUUUGCUGGGCUGGUACGGGACAUAUGGGUACUGGUACCUGAAGUCCUUCUCUCCCGGGCUUCCUCCCCAGAGCUCUAGUUUGACUUUGAAGCGAGAAACUUACAAGAAGUAAAAGAGAAACAAGUGAGGACAGGAGGACAAUAGCUGAUAGAUUUUCCACCUACUUUGUCCGGUGACUGGCUGAACUAUUGGUCCCACUUCAGAGACCAUGCUUACUAGGCACUUUUGUGGUAGGGUGGAGUCUGGGAAACGUUCGGGCCUCAGACUCUGCUGGUGAUGCCAUCCGUGCUGGCCGCACCACCAUUCCUGCCCGAUACUUCUCUUCUCUGGCAAGACAUGACCUUGAUCUGUUCCCUGAGGGAGAGCUAAGGCUCAGCAGAGGGACGGCAGACAGACAGCCUCAUGAUGUGGGUCAAGGGGAACCAGAGCUGCAGGACUCCCUCUGCUGUGGUCUCCCUGGCUCUGAUCCUUUUAACAGUGUUUCCCCACGGCCGAUCCUAAGAUGAGCAUUUAUCUCUGGCAGGUUCUUUAUUAAACACCCCGAUGCCUAAAGCACACUCUCCGGCUAUCGUAAUCCACCUCCUCUUUGGAGUACUGACAUUUGUACCUGGCUUUGACCAGUACCCAGCGGGGGCCACAGCCCUGCAGUGCCUGGAUGAUAUUUAUGUAUGAACAGUGGUAAGAUCUUUCUGUCUGCGCUAUUGUUAGGUGUUGGUUUUUAGAGCAGAAACCGAGAACCGCAUUUCCCCCUCUUCCCCCCUGCAUGAGGGCUUAUGGUUUAAUCAUCACCGUGGCAUUUGUUCUUUGAUGACAAAGCUUCAGUACUGCACUUUGGUGUGUGAAAAUUGUUUUGAGGGUUUUUUUUAUUGUUGUUUUGUUUUUUAGAACACUAAUUUAACUUUUUAUAAACAAAACUCUCGGCAUAUUGUAUUAAAUCCCACCUCAUAGGGUUGUUCCCUCUGUUAAGAAUAAAACUGGAACCAGGGGGCAUGGUGCUGCACUAGGGAGGCAGAGGCAGGCGGAUCUCUGUGAGUUUAAGGCCAGCCGGGUUGGUCUAUAUAGUGAGUUCUAGACCAGCCAGGGCUGUAGAGUUCGAGAUCCUGUCUCAAAAAUAAAAUAAAAUAAAAUAAAAAACAAACAACAAGAGUCAAACUGGAAAGCAGGCAUUUCAUUAUUUAAUGGAUUUUGAGCCGAGAGAGUAAUUCUGUGAAGUCCUUGUUGGUACUGAGCCUUCCUGCCCACCUACUGUUGGUCGAGAUGGAAUAAGGUCAUAGGGUCAUAGGGUCAUAGGACAAGUACCACAGGCAAGGAAGUUUUACCUUUGGAGAAGAUUAUGAUAAUUCAGAAGUGAAAUAAAAGGUCUCCCUCUGAUGCAAGAAACGAGCCACCCAUAUUACAUACCGCCACCAUGCAAAGUUAUCCAUGUUACAUAGCGGCAUGACUUUGGCCCCGCCUCCUUUUCCUUGUCCCAUCAACAGAACCACCCGAAAAGGAGAACAUUCAAUAGGAGUGACAUUUUCUCUGCAGCACUUCCUGGUUUUCAGCCAUGUCAUUAUAUGGCCUUCUCUGAAACUGCUAGGGUUAGAAGUCUCAUCAUGCAUGUCCCACACGGCAAGCUUCCAGUCUCCGAUAAGAGGAUCCCUGUCCUCUCCCAGGUGAUCUCUUAAGACCGUCACACUGAGUCCUGGCCUUUUGGAUGAUCACCCUUGUAGCUGCUUUGACGCCUCAUACCCAGCAGAGCUGGGUAACGGCACUGCCUGAUAAGCUUUGGCCUGCCUGUCCUGACUCGAGCUCAGGCUGUUAGGUGCUUAGUUAAGUUAAGAGUAAUUUCUUUCUUACUUUUAAUUUAAUUUUUUAAAAUUUAAUUUUGUUUUGUUUUGUUUUGUUUGUUUUUUUGAGUCAGGGUCUCAUUAUGCAGCCCCAACUUUCCUGAAACUCACUACGUGGACCAGGCUGUUCUUCGACUCACAGAGAUCUGCCUGCCUCUGCCUCCUUAGUGCUGAGAUUAAAAAUACACUGAUAUUAAAGCCACCAUACCUGGCUACUAAGUAAUUUUUUUUAAUAUAAGGAUAUAUUUGUAAUAUGUAUUUCAUAACCUGUUGAGCUACAGAUCAAUUUGACCAAUGAUGAUUUAUGAUGUAAGAUGGUGUUACCGAAGGGGAAGGAAGGCAGGCAGUGAGGUGUCAGCGAGGGGCUGUGGUGAGUUGGUAAGGACUGAAAACGUGUUUCACCUUCUGGGAGUUUCCACCCAUCCCCCAGGUGAGAAUGGGCCUGGGGAAGAUGGUAGAGCUGGUCCGGGCAAAGUCCCUCAGGCGUCAUGUGACCACAGAAGGGAACAGCCAUAGUGCACCCAGAAGUUCAUUGUCACGUCAAGGCCCCAGACAGUUUUCUCACAGCGUCUGACCAGGUUUAACCUUAACCUGACUAUAUGUGGGAACUCUUAGGUGCACCGCGUUCUCUACAUAUUAAUGGAUUAUAUUACAUGUACAUAUUCGUGGUACUCCUCUCUCUCCUCUUUCAAUGCCAGGGCUGGGAACCCAGGGUUUCGUGCAUGCUGGGCAAGCCCUCUACCCCUGAGCUACACCCCGAGUUCCUUGGAACCCUUGCCUUCCCUCCUGUGCAAGGAAGCUGGCAUGGGUGAGUGUUUGGACUGGGGCAGCCGUGAGAUGUAGGUUUGAGUCUCGGCAUCACUCCCAACCCACCUGACCAACUUGCGAGCCCUGUUACCCUUGCCCGUAAAGUGGAGGCGAUUCUUUCAGCACAAAAGGAGGUGACCUGUAAGAUGCUGAGGAUGAGGGCUAAUCAGGCUGUUACCUCCAAGCCUUUUUCUUGACAGUGUUGAGAAUGGUCUGGCUCCUCUAGAGAAAGCAGAGAAGCUAACAUCUUUUAGGGAACACUCAGAGCUUGGGUGUCCUAUUGAAAAUCUCGUAUCAUCUUUCAAAGUGUCUGUUGUCCCAAAGUGUUGAACAUGAGACUUUGGGGCAUCUGACCAGAGUCAUGCCAUGCUGUGUUUGCUUCCCCGGGUGGAGGUUUGCUCACUUGCUUCCAUUUGCAUCUGUCAUUGUCUGGGUACCAGAUUGUGUUUAGGAAUGGCUCAUGCCACUGUUAUGUACACACAGAGCCCAUGUGUAAACAAGCAAAUUAAAGUACACCAGAGAUGAUGGAAUCCCACA